GAAAGCUUAGGGCGGAGCUUAGCGCGCGGGAGACUUGACCCGGAGGCGGAGAGAACCCAGCUGGUCAGAUGGCGGUAACUUCCUCCUGGUGGUUCAGCAGCUCCGCCGAAGAAGGGAGCCAACCAAAGCGAUGGUGGAAGGGCCAGGAUGCAAACUGAAUGGCGAGAAAAUCCGGGCCCAGGUGCGCCCGGGUCAGGUGGUGACGGGUAUUCGAGGAGGCGCGCCGCAGCCGCCCCGGGUACCCUGCCCUGCAGUUUGCCCCGGGGCACCUGGAUCCCUUUCUUGGACUGCUCCACUGAACAGUAAUAAAGAUUCCUGUUGGAAUUUCCCAGGACUGCUUAAUGGAUGUGUUUACAGUGGUGUGGAAACUUUGGGGAAAGAGCUUUUUAUGUACUUCGGGCUAAAAGCUUUAAGAAUUCACUUCGGAAUGAAUGGCUUUGUCCUGAUUAAUCCACUCAAGAGUAAAAAUCAAACAAAAACUCCCCCUGUUUUUGAAGUCCAACUCACCAAAGAUUUGAUUUGUUUCUAUGACUCAAGUGUAGAAUUCAGGAAUGCUAUGGAAAGCAAACAGAAGAUAAGAAUGAUGGAAGACUUAGAUGUAUGCUCACCCAAAUUUAACUUCUCAAGGGCAGAAAAUGAAGUGAAAAAGCAGAAGGACCGAAUGUUAUGUGAUGUGUUAAUGGACCAGAAUGUGUUACCUGGGAUAGGAAACAUCAUAAAAAAUGAAGCCCUCUUUGAUAGUGGACUCCACCCAGCUGUUAAAGUUUCUCAGCUAAAAGAUGAACAGACACAUCACCUUGUGAAAAUGAUACGUGACUUCACAAUCCUUUUUUAUGAGUGCCGUAAAACAGGCGCAGCUCUUUAUAGACACUAUAAAGUGUACAAACGUUCUGACUGUGGUCAGUGCAGUAGCAAGAUAACUGUGUGUCGCUUGGGGGAGAAUAACAGAAUGACCUAUUUCUGUCCUCGAUGUCAAAAGGAAAAUCCUCAUUCCAUAGAUAUAAGCAAGCUGCCCACGAGAAACAAUCUAAUUGGCUGGGCAUAUAGCAGGGGGCUGUAUUCUAAUGAAUGUGUUGCUCUGAGAGCUGAAGAGGAAUGGUCAUGUGCUGUCUGCACCCUAAUAAACAAGCCUUCUGCUAAAGAAUGUGAUGCUUGUAUGACUUCAAGACCCAACGAUACAAAGAAGGCAGAAGAUGACAAUAAUUCUGUCGCCUAUGAUAACAAUCUGAUGAAGUAUCCUUGUAAUAAUUUUGUUAAACACCAUACGGAAGUAAAGAUUAAUCGGAAGACUGCAUUUGGAAUGACUACUCUGGUUUUGACAGACCUGAGCAAUAAAUCCAGUUCUUUAGAAAGUGUCAGAAAGCCAAAUGAGAAGCCCAAUGGAGGAGUUCAAAACUCUCCUGUUGGUCACAUUUGCUUUAAUGAUGCACAGCAUCCCUCCACGGAGAAAGGCAAAGCCACAAUCCUACCACUGGAUGAAGUCAAUGGAUCAUCCACGUUUGACUCUCAAUCUAGCUUAUUAAGUCCAGCGCACAAAAAAAUGAAGACUAACCACACCUCUCCAGAGCUCAAAAGUUAUGGCACUGAAUUCUCAAGCAUGUGGAAUGCUUCCAACAGCAGAGCCAAGUCUGGCAGUGAACUUCAAGUUAAUAUGACAGAUGGGACUUACACACACACAAACCCCAUGACUUCUUUAGUGCUUUUCUAUUAUUGAGGACUUCUGCUUAACUUGGUUUUAGUUGUCUGAGCAAGGCACUUUCUCCUCUUGGGCCUCAGUCUCUAAGUAUACUAAGUUUUAUACUCUAUGAUAUGCUCUAAAUUACCACUAAAUUUUCAUAUUAGCAGUCACACAUUCAGUAGGACUUGAGUGUUUAUCAAUACAGAAAUUCCUUCCAGUGAUGCAGAUUACAGCUCAUCCAGGUCUGCUGAUUUUCUGUGGCAUUAAGCUAUAACCUAAAAAUAUUUUGCAGCAUGGAUUAUGCUGAAUUUUUGUUAGAAAUGGAGAGUUCUCUCACUGUAGAAAACUUGGGAGCCAUUGAAGUAUUAUUCCUGUUCAUAGCACCAUUCCAAAAGACAAUGGUAAAGCACAAUUUAGCUUAAGAUGUAAAAUAUAUAAAGUUGAUUAUGGUAUUUACUAUUUUUUAAAUGUAGCAAUUCUGAGUAAAGUCCCUAUGAACAUUAGAGAUAAAAAUUUCAUCUUAGUAUUAUCAUCAUUAUUAUUGCUGACUUUAUUUUUAAAGGGGUAGCUCCCUUUGAAUUUUUUUUUAACCUUUAGCUUUAAUAACUGGGAAGCAGUAUUUCCCUCUGACUGAUCCUAUAAAAGACUAAGUAAGCUAUUAAAAUGGCAUUAUAAAAAGAUAUAAAAUAUUUAAAAAUAAAGAAUCAUAUUAUAGUGAAGAUAUCCAUUUCAAAGAAAGUAUUCUUCAAACUGACAUAAGAAAGACCUUCUUUGGGUCUUUCCUUUUCUUCCCUGUAUGUAUAUAAGACCUCCAGAUAUGCUUAAUCAUAAUGGCAAGGAGAAUGAAAUUCCAUUACUUUGUUUUAUAAAAUAUCCAUCUCUAUUCCUCUUGCCAGGCUUUUUUCCCCUGAAAUAUGAUUGGUGCCAUUGUUGCGGACUUGAUCAAGAAGCGCAGAAAAUUGCCCUUAAUUAAACAAUAAAGAGGAUAUUCCCUGUGGUUGCUAAGAAAUAUUUAUUAGAGUUUACUAUUAGGUGAAAAUGUUAUUACAAAAGAUUAAAGAUUUUCUUUUUUUUUUUCUUGUGGGCUUUGAGGGAAGCAAGAGACAAAAAAUGCUUGAUAAUUGGAAAAAAUAAAAAUUAACCUAAGAAAAAAGAUUGAAAUUGUGACUACUUUAGGGUCAAAGUAAGAGAGAACAGAAAUUGAGAACAUUUUAAAGUUGGUAAAAAUAGCAACAUCUUAGUGUGGGGCAGGACAAGAAAAAAGAGCAUAAGAAAAUGAAGCCAUUAUCAUGUCUUGGAUGAAAAUUUUAGUCAUGGCCUUGCUCUUCAGAAAUACUCAUUAUGGCCUUUGGUUAUAGAAAACUCUUGGUGAUAGUGAAAAUCACCUACAAAAUGGCAUAGCAACGACUUAUGCCAUUUUCAUUCUUGACUAUGGUUGACCAGAGGUCCAUUCCUGACCAUCAUUUUGUUAGGAGCUGGUUUUUUGAAGGUGGGGGCAGUGGUGGUGUUAAUGAUCCCCUCAGAGUGAUUAAGCUGGCGUUAUUUUGUAACCUGU
This is a messenger RNA of Monodelphis domestica (gray short-tailed opossum), 3233 nucleotides long. It is a transcript of the gene NEIL3, whose product is annotated as nei like DNA glycosylase 3. Gene Ontology annotation, biological process: base-excision repair. Gene Ontology annotation, molecular function: zinc ion binding; damaged DNA binding; DNA-(apurinic or apyrimidinic site) endonuclease activity. Lineage: Eukaryota; Metazoa; Chordata; Mammalia; Didelphimorphia; Didelphidae. The record is from RefSeq and is a predicted model, not a curated record. Gene Ontology annotation, cellular component: nucleus.